AUGGCUUUGGUUAUGCUGAUGAUUCAACUCAUUUUGUUGCGGCCAGUAAUGGCGUCAGUGGCAAAGCCUGGAUGCCAAGAGAAAUGCGGAAACAUCACCGUUCCCUACCCCUUCGGCUUGGACUACCCAGACUGUUACAGAGAWGGAUACGACCUAACCUGCAAUCAUACUUUCAACCCUCCCAAGCUWUUCAUAUCAACURGUAACCUGGAAAUUUUAGAAAUCUCGCCAUCACUUACCCAAUUGCGAAUCUAUGGCUUCAUGGGAMACRRUUGCUACRAUCGUUCAGGAAGURAAACUGAGUCAUGGUAYUMCUGGGUARAUMUUGAURAUUUGCCCUAUACGUUCUCUGACACUCACAAUAGAUUCACUACAAUUGGGUGCGACACUUKGUCCSAAAUAACAGGCUCUGAAGGCCGGAAUUUCACGAGCGGGUGUUMCAUGGCUUGCAGCGACAAAGAAAGUGUGAUCAAUGGGUCUUGCACAGGUAUCGGUUGUUGUCAGACCUCCAUACCAAAGGGGUUCAAGAAUUUCAAUGUGAAUGUUUGGAGCUAUGAGAACCACACCCGUGUCUGGAAUUUCAAUCCCUGCAGCUAUGCUUUCUUGGUGGACUAUGACUGGUACAGAUUCUCAGUAGAAGAUCUCUCGCAUUUCUACGAAAGAUAUGGAGAUAGUCUCCCACUCGUCCUGGACUGGGCAAUAGAGAACGAGACCUGCGAAACUGUUUCAAGGAUAUACCCUUCUUAUGCUUGCGGCAAGAACAGCGAUUGCUAUAAUUCUCCCAACGGUCUCGGAUAUCUUUGCAACUGCUCUCAAGGUUACCAGGGCAACCCUUAUCUCGAGGAUGGAUGCCAAGACAUAAACGAAUGCGCAUAUCCAAAUAAAAAUGACUGCCAGGGGAUUUGCCAUAACACGCCUGGGGGUUACUAUUGUUCCUGCCCUCCUGGUACAAAAGGCGAUGGAACAAAGAACGGAUCUCCUUGCAUUGCUCCACCAACAAAAUUUCCGGUGAUACAAACCGCCGUAGGUAACGAGUUCUACGCUAGAUAG
This is a messenger RNA of Nelumbo nucifera (sacred lotus), 1050 nucleotides long. The record is from RefSeq and is a predicted model, not a curated record. Lineage: Eukaryota; Viridiplantae; Streptophyta; Magnoliopsida; Proteales; Nelumbonaceae.